AUGGCAUCAUCUUUAGAGGAGCUUCUUGCAGAGGAAGGGUUUAGAGGGAGGACUUCGGUUACGAGGUCGAGAUCAUCCGUCAGGUUAGAGGCUUCGAGCAAGUCUGAUUCGCCGUUUAGUAACAGAGUGAAGACGGAGAGGACGAGGUCCAAUGUAUCUCGGCUCGAAGGGCUUGAAAGAGGAGGUUCUAGUGAUCGGCGAGAGGGCGUUUUUAGGGGAAACGAGGUUGUUGAGAUAGGAUUCGAAGAAACCGAGAGAGCCAAUGAUGCAUUUGCUAUUGUCGGGAGACAUAGUUUAGGGAGACGAGAUAAAAGGAACGAUAAUGCUUCGACUAAAUACCUACUCGGUCGAAGAAGCUACAGCGAUAAGCAUCGAAACAACUUGAACCUGCAGGAUGCUGCUUAUGACAAUGCUAAUAAAGGUUCAUGGAAUCGAAAAAGCUUUAAAGAUGGCCACCGCGAAAAGCAUGAUGAUCCGGUACCUACGGUUCCUCAACCUGCCCUUGAUGAAGUUGCUGUUCAAGCAAUUGUAUCCAUCUUAUGCGGCUAUAUUAAACGCUUUCUCCGAGAUGAGGAAUUCCGUGAUGUCCUUCGUCUCAAAUUCAUUGUCAAUCUUGAGCAAGCAAUCGAGACAGUAGAAAAAGCCGUUACAGAGUCUAUCAGCGCAAAAGAACUGAAAAAAGCUUCAUUGAAGCUUAGUGUGAUAACCGGCUUGAAUUCGAACGACUUGAAGGACAGCUUAACGAGCGGUUUUCCUAAUGCAGUGCUUUCCUCAUGUGCUCAUUUUUACCUCAGUGUGAUAUAUAAGUUACAAAAGGAGGACAGGGUCUCGGCAAGGCAUCUUCUGCAAGUGUUUAGAGAUUCACCUUCUCAGGAACGGACGAAUCCCUUGCCCAAACUGUGUGACGAUUUGUUUCAUCCGCAUCUUUCACAUCUCGAGGCUUGGUACUAUCAGGAAGCUAGUUUUCUAUCAGAUGCACCAAGCAGGAAGACGAAACUGAAGCUUCUUGAGAAAGUGUACAAUGAAACCGUGGAUUCUAGCACUUACCAAUUAGCUUCUUAUUACAAGGAUUGGCUCACCGAGGGGACUGAAGCUCUUUCUUUCCCUUCCAUCGAUGUUCCAUCUGUAUCAGUUGGAAACAUUCAGCAAGAGGUUUCACUUGCUCAUUCUCCAGAUCUAGGUAGUCCAACUAGUCCUUUCUCACCUCAGUCGAUGGUGAGUAAAAAACUAUAUGAUGCUGUAUUCGGACGAUCCAGUAAACCCGGACUAGAGGAAAUCGGAGAUAACGAGUUGCAUUACUACGAUACAUGCCGGAAAAGCUCAGAUUGCUCUUCUAUUUAUGUUAAAGAAACAUGA
Hibiscus syriacus is the source of this 1356-nucleotide messenger RNA. RefSeq lists its product as uncharacterized. The transcript is spliced from 3 exons. The coding region runs from base 1 to 1356 and encodes 451 amino acids. The record is from RefSeq and is a predicted model, not a curated record. NCBI's taxonomy places the organism in Eukaryota, Viridiplantae, Streptophyta, Magnoliopsida, Malvales, Malvaceae.